Messenger RNA from Capsaspora owczarzaki ATCC 30864, 6128 nucleotides. RefSeq lists its product as hypothetical. Gene Ontology annotation, molecular function: RNA binding; ATP binding. Gene Ontology annotation, cellular component: intracellular anatomical structure. The record is from RefSeq and is a predicted model, not a curated record. Bases 1 to 5976 code for a protein of 1991 amino acids. The transcript has a single exon. NCBI's taxonomy places the organism in Eukaryota, Filasterea, Ministeriida, Capsasporidae.
AUGGGAAUCAGCCCUGUUAUCCCGCCAGACGCGUUGCAGUUCACCGUGACCAGCAAUCCACUCGUCAGCGUAGUCAUCCAACGUGGCGAUAUUACCAAGUGGGUGGGUGAUGUUGUGGUUAAUGCUGCCAACCCACAGCUCACUGCUCUCGGAGGAUUGAAUGGUGUGAUUCACGAAGCUGCUGGUCCAGAACUCCUGCGCUCUUGUCAAAUCAACAUUCCUCUCAAUGAGCAAGGAGUGCGCUGCCCGCCUGGCGAUGCAGUGCUGACACUUGGGCCGUUCUCCCCUCGUCUCGGUGCCAGUCAUGUCAUUCAUGCUGUUGGACCAAAUCUGCACGACCCAUCCAUGCAACCACGUGCGGCCGAGCUGCUGAAAUCCGCCAUUCUCCGAGCUCUGCACCUGGCUGACGAUUUGGGAUGCAUGUCCAUUGCCAUCCCUGCCAUUUCUUGCGGCGCUUACGGCUACCCCCCUGAUCGGGCCGCCAAUUGUGCGAUUCAGGCGUAUCUCGAAUUUGCCCAAAACCGUCCGACUGCGCUCAGGGUUAUCACUUGUGUUUUGUUCGAGCUGUCUCACUUGUCCUGCUGGAAACACGCGGCGUUCAAUUGCGAGGGGGCUCUUUCCAUCAAGCCACGCCUGGAGCCCACUUCAAUCGAUCGAGACGAACCCGCAGGUGCAUCAGCCGCAGCUCGUGAGCCCAAGACCCACGCGACGCCAAACCCGAUGGGCGGUCGAGGUGGUGGUGGUGCCGUGCCAGUGCGAAGCUACCUCGCCGCGCGACUCGAACCCAGAGAAGCUGCCAUGUGCAAGGCGGCUGGAAUCUUCCUGUACCGCCGAACACCAAACGGCAUACUUGAAAUCUUGCUGGGCACAGAUGGUACAACUCACGAGCUGGUGCCUCUAGGCGGCAAACGCGACUUUAAGGAGGAGCCCAUCCGAAACGCAGUCCGCGAGUUCCAUGAAGAAACAUCCCAGCUGUUGCCACGCCAGCUCAUCCAGUCUCUCGAGCACCGAAUCCGCAGUUCUAGCGAGCCCUCGGUUGUUUGGAUUGCCGACGGCAAGUAUGCGCUCUACCUCGUGGACGCAAACAGCAUUCCCAACCUUUACCAAGCGAGCUACGAUUUGCCAAAGCGCCACGCAACAUGGUAUCGCAACCGCAGCUUCAUGGCGGCCUCGUCGCUCACGGAAAUGUCGCGGCUCAAUUGGCUGCCUCUUCACUUGCUCUUCACCGAAAUGUCGAAUGAUCAUUCGUCAAUGAGAAUCAGCACCUUCCUUCGGGUUGUGCUUGCUGUCAAGCCGCUGCAGGAGUGGGCUGAUAGGCAGCAACAUGCCGCGCCACACGCCGCGGCCGAGCAUCGCCACGAGCAGUUUGCACCAGAUCCUUCCUCUUCUUCGGGCGGCUUCUCUAUGGCCCAUGUCGCAAACUACGAGUCUAGCAGUCAUGAUCCCAAUGCGUUCAACGACUAUGAUGACGCUGACGACCUCGACAGGGAUUCAAACCCUGUGAUGGGCAAGAGCUCUUUGGGCAUUGUUGACACUGUAAAGGGCGUCGUCAAGGGCGCAUUUCAGAAACUCAUCGGAACUGCUGCUUCGAAUGACUCCGCCGAACCUGUCGACAACGACUCCCAGUCCUUUGGCUUGUCGAUUCCAAAGUACAAGAGCAACAAGUUUUCCAGCUCUGGACCGGCUGCUCCUGGUGUUGGCGCUUCGUCGUCAAAUUUCUCGUCGUCCUCAUCAGCUGCGUUCUCGUCGUCCUCAUCAACUGCGCCUGCCCCCUCAUCAGCUGCUUCUCACGCGGCUUCCGCAGGUCCAGCACCGACCUCGUCUCGCGCAACCGAGCGCCCCAAUGUUUCCGGAGCUGCAUCUGGCAACGCGGCUCCUGAAUCAUCACGCGUCAACGAAAACCUCAUAGAAUCACUCAAGAGCGAGAUUGACAAGGCGCGUGAUGGGCUGCGAGACAUUGAGCGAAAGUUUCAGCAGGAGCGGGACGACCAUCAGCGGCCCUUGCCUCCUGUACCUGACAUUUCAACGCUCAAACCGUCAGAGUUGACGGUGCUAGAUCCUAACUCUGCCGAAUAUCAAGAGGUUGCGCGCCUUACCACCGGUUCUGUUCGUCGCAUUAAGAAGGUCAGCGUGCCUGCUCGCGACCGCCGGUAUCAGGCGUAUCGCCGCUCUCUUCCGAGCAACCCCCUUCAAGAAGUCCGUGUUAUGCACGGUACCAGCGUCAUUGCAAAUGCCAACGCAAUCGCAAGAACUGGGCCGCGCAUCGACUUGGCUGGCAGCGCGAAUGGCACCGCGUACGGGCGGGGUUUCUACUCGUCUGAGGAGCCAAGCACACCAGCAGGUUAUGCGCGAGGCACGGGCUCAGUCUGUGUGUGCACCGUUGCGCCGGGCAACGCUUCACCAAGUGCGGAUUCGUCCACCACUGCUGCAUCGCUGGCAGGCAUGAGUCCGCCUUGCCAAAGUGUUCACAUUGCCCAGAGCCAAUGGCGAAUCCUGUUUCACGCCGACUCUGUUCGCGUGGACUAUGUCAUUGACUUUGGAGAUGACCCGACUGUUGCAUCUUUGGAUGACGAACGAAAGGAAAUGCAUCGGAAGCUUGAGGCCGACCGCGACAUCAAAGAAGCAAUGCGCAUCCAGUUAUGGCACCAGGCCAAAGCCAAGCUGGAAAUGCUCAAGUAUUUUGCAAAAUGCUGCACAGGGUUUUUGGGGCGAUUGGCUGCGGAUCCUCAGCUGGCUGGCAAGCUGACCCGGCUGUUCAGGUUGGAAUUGCAGCAGUUCAAGCUUGCAUUGCCCAUGUACGCCCACAAGGAAGAGUUCAUCAACACGAUUCGAGCAAACCAAACGUUGAUUCUCAAGGGUGGCACGGGUACCGGCAAGACAGUCCAGGCCCCGCAGUGGCUGUACGAUGAGCUGCACUUUAUGCAAGACCCGACCGCCACGGUUGCGGUCUUGGUGCCCCGCAGGUCGAUUGCAGCAGGCAUGGCCAAGUAUGUCUCCAAACUACGCGGCUGUCGAGUUGGCCAAGAGGUUGGCAUGGCAGUGAGCGACUCGGUCAAAAUGGGACCGGAAACGCGCAUUUGCUUCAUGACGUACGGCUUUUUCCGAGCAAUCAGCAGUGCGGAUAAACGCUUCUCCAAAUGGCGAACGGUCGUCUUGGACGAGGCUCAUGAGCGCAACCCAGACGCCGAUCUGCUGCUGCCCCAGUUGUGCCAAGCUGUCGCGGAUCGGAAGGAUUUCAAGCUCGUCAUCAUGAGUGCCACGAUUGACGUGCAGCAGUUUGCGUCGAAUGUGAGGCAGCUGACAAAGUCUGUCUGCCCCGUAUUGGACGUUCCUGGUGUUACCUUCCCCGUUACGGUCGAGUUCAUGACCGAUGCUGGCUGGGAUCCACGUGCCACUGGUGCCCUGCUCAACUUGUGUCACCAAGUUGUGCGUGUGUACAAUGCCGAGCAAGUUGGAAACGUCCUGGUGUUUUUGCCGACCGCCCGUGAUGUCAUAGACGCCGUCGAACACAUGAAGGGACUUUUGCAGCACGAUCCACAGGCUGUCAUUCUUCCGUUGCACGCGAAGGUCAGCGAUGCGAUCAAGGACGAAGUGUCUGAUUUCGACAAGAAGCCUCGAAACGCCGAGAAGAGAAUGAUUUGCUUCGGGACCAACUUUGCAGAAGCCGGCAUCACUCUUUCCAACAUUACCGCGGUCGUGGAGACUGGCCGCGAGCUGGAUGUCUCGUACGAUGUGGAUCGCGAUUGCACCACCUCCGCUGUCGACUGGAUUUCCAAGGCCUCGCACAUGCAGCGCCGAGGCCGUGCUGGCCGCACUAGUCCUGGUCGCUGCUACUGCAUGUUCACCAGGGAAGAGUUUGACGCCAUGCCAGAGUACACUGUUGCCAAGAUCCACAAGCAAAAUCUGGAUUCCUUCUACCUCAGCAUGCUCAACGCCGGUAUUGACCCGAUGGACGACAAUCUUCCUGACAUGCCCGUUGCACGUCUUCAGAGUGCAGAGAAGCAGCUGUUCAAGAUGGGCUGCAUUGAGGAGGGCUCCGUGGACCAUGGCAAGACAAUCACCGCGCUUGGUCACGCUGUUCGUCGAUUGCAGCUUCCAAUGGCACAGGCCAAAUGUGUCGUCAUGGCCGCUAGCCAAGAGUUUGAGUGCUCUGGGCUGAUGGCCAUUGUGUUUGCCAUGACUCGAGCGGUCGAGCAGCAUCCACUGUUUGAGCGAAGCGACGAGGGGUUGCAGAAAAAGGCCGACUGGUUUAACGAUGCUGGCGGCCAUGGCGACCAUCUCACCUAUCUGCACAUCUUUUCGACCUGGUCUGAAAACGUGCACAGCGCCGGUGGGCGAGACACCAUCAAAUCGGAACGCUGGUGCCGGUCGCAAGGGCUGAAUGAGAAAACCUUGAUGGUUGCUCAUGACACGCUCAUCCGGCUGCACGAGGACAUGCGAUCGGCCCGCAUCCCGAUCAAUUAUCCGCCAGAAGAUGCAGACAUGCAGACCAUUGUCAAGCGAGUGCUGUGCCGAUCGCUUGUCAACCACGCAGCGGCAGCGAUCAGCUCAACCCUCAAAGACGGCUACUAUCUCCAGGAUGGCAUUAGCACCAACCCCACGAACGUACGUGUUCAUCCGUCGACCACAGUUCCCAAGGGCACGAGUGCGCCCUUGCUCAUCUACCAGACCCGGUCGCGAGGGUCUCAGGAUCAGGACUUUGUGAACUGCGUGACGCUCGUCGACUCGAACAUGCUUCUGGAAGCAGCCCAGGCGUCAUUCACGCCCAACGACUUUGUCAAGUUCCAGAAGUCCCUGGCAACAGUCCAGCGCGUCUCGUUCGUUCAGCUAUUUACCAUUGAUCUGCCACACGGCUACAAUGUGGACAAGGUUCUCAAGUCCAUCUGCAAAGCUGUUGCCCACUCGGUCACGGCCAACAUUCAAGUCCUUAAGCAGCAGUUCCCAAUGUCAGUGUUCAAGACCAAACACGACGACAAGGACUUGCGAAAGAUUUCAGUGUCCGUCUCCUGUCCUCAAGCCGAGCAGCAGAAAAUCGUGCAGCAAGUCAAGGAGGCAGUCGCCGUCGCACAACUGAUCAAAUGCGACAUUCCCGAUGUGAAUGACGCUGUCAUCCAUUCUCACUUCAUGAAAAACGGCUUCCCCACUCCCGACAACGGUGUUCCCGUGCAGACGAAGCUAAGCGAUCAGUUUGGCAAAACGACCGUGAUUCUCGGAGACCGCGUCGCACGCUCCGUGUCCCUCAUUGUUCAGGCGGGCCUGAAAGACUACGCUAUUCCACAGCUGAAGGAGCUGCUUGGCAUGGGUGACGGCUCGGCUCUCCUGGCAGCGGCGGCGCCCCAAUCACCUGCUGCCACUUCGGCAGAGUCGCGCCGUUUACAAGCACUUUUGAACGCGGCGACCACGCGUGCAGAAAUUGAAAAGGCUUUUGGCCAAGGCCAAGCAGGCACCCUCAUGUUGCUAGCUCAUUGGAUUACGCACCGCACGAAGAUGUGGGUCUACGGCGGGUUUCUGCGCGAUUUCAUCUAUGGGCAAGGCGUUCAUAGCGAAAUGGAUCUUGAUGUCGGCUUGCCAAAGGACCAAACACUGACAUUGCAAGCAGGCCGCGACUUGAUUGCUCGAUUUGCUCAGGCUAACAAGCUUGGGGACCUGAGGACAGCAAGCUCAAACCCCGUGGUUCUCUCCAUUCGCUUACCCACGAUUGACGGCCAGGGCGAAUGCCAAAUCGAGCUUGUCGAUGCGCUCGCCUUUGCUCAAAGGGAUCCUCGGAUUGAUUUUGACGUGAACAACCUGAGGGUUGUCAAAGUCGAUGAGCAGACGGCUCAGAUCGAGCUGAAGUACCCGGGUCAACCUGCAGGCGCCACAGUCGAUGGCAUUGUCCAACACAUUCGAUCGAGGUGCAUGCGAGCCUUCAAGCCGUUGGGCGACCUGACUCAACGAGUCCAAAAGAUGCAAGCCCGCGGGUGGCAAUUGGUUUGAGCGGGACGCGUUCUAGCAUUGUCCUCGAGUCGCUUUGUUUCUCGUUUUUUUUGUGUGUGCGUGUCUUUGUUGCGUGGCUAUAUUGCGAUGUAGUGUGUAGUGUGUUUUUGUGAUGUUUUUGCGACAACUUUCAAUGUGAAACUUUAUGAGGA